ACGUCACUAAACGUCACUAAAAGUCACCCGUACGAAGUUAGCUGUAGUAAUGGUAGACGAAAGCACUAGGAAAACUUUGAGCAGCAUUCCUUUGCUGAAAACGAAGGCAGGGCCAAGGGAUAAGGAAUUAUGGGUGCAAAGGCUCAAGGAGGAGUACCAGUCUUUAAUCAAAUAUGUUCAAAACAACAAAGAAGCUGACAACGACUGGUUUCGCUUAGAAUCUAAUAAGGAAGGAACCAAAUGGUUUGGCAAGUGUUGGUUUAUACAUGACUUGCUUAAAUAUGAAUUCGAUGUGGAGUUCGACAUUCCAGUUAUGUACCCCACGACAGCGCCCGAGAUCGCUCUCCCGGAACUGGAUGGGAAAACCGCGAAGAUGUACAGAGGAGGGAAGGUUUGUUUGAGUGACCAUUUUAAACCAUUAUGGGCUCGGAAUGUACCCAAGUUUGGGAUAGGUCACGCAAUGGCGUUAGGGUUGGGGCCGUGGCUGGCUGUGGAAAUUCCAGACCUAAUAGCAAAAGGAGUGAUUUCAUAUAAGGAGAAAACUGGUUAAUUUAAUUAAUUUUUUAUAUAUAAAUAAAGCGUUUAUUAUGUGUUUUAA
Molecule: messenger RNA, 598 nt
Organism: Zophobas morio
Lineage: Eukaryota; Metazoa; Arthropoda; Insecta; Coleoptera; Tenebrionidae
Gene: Ufc1
Product: ubiquitin-fold modifier-conjugating enzyme 1
Exons: 4
Coding region: 50-550 (166 amino acids)
Biological process (GO): protein K69-linked ufmylation
Cellular component (GO): cytoplasm
Molecular function (GO): UFM1 conjugating enzyme activity
Source: RefSeq, a predicted model, not a curated record